Messenger RNA from Lytechinus variegatus (green sea urchin), 1544 nucleotides. RefSeq names its product lactadherin-like. Bases 7 to 633 code for a protein of 208 amino acids. NCBI's taxonomy places the organism in Eukaryota, Metazoa, Echinodermata, Echinoidea, Temnopleuroida, Toxopneustidae. The transcript has 3 exons. The record is from RefSeq and is a predicted model, not a curated record.
UCGCGCAUGGUAUCCACUCGUCGAUGUAAGUGCCCCAACAGGUAUAGGCUUACACUUGUCUUGCUAUCGAUCUCUCAAAGAUAUUCCAUUUGUUUAUUCUUAAUCAUUUUUCAUUUAGCUGAUAUGAACCAAGAGGAAUCUGGAUGUCCACAUCCCCUGAGAGGAAGUAAAAUGGGAGUGGAAGAUGGACGAAUCCCAGAUUCUAGUCUUACUUCUUCAUCGUAUCGGAUUAUCGACGGAUUCCCCCUUUCAGCACAAAAUGGAAGAUUGAACGGCGGAAUAGAUUCUAAUAGGAACGCUUGCUGGCUAGCCGCUGAUGACGACCAAGACAAAUGGGUGAAGAUAGAUGUUGGUCAAACCUCUCUCAUAACCGGUAUUAUUGUACAAGGGCGACACAUGGAACAUCAAUGGGUAACGUCUUUGAAAGUGUCCUAUUCCCUGGAUGAUUAUAUAUGGACAUUCGUUUUGGAACCACAAUGCAAACAAAAUGUCUUUUCUGCAAACUACGAAACUAACACUCCAGUGACUAUUGUGUUCAACCAACCAAUAACAGCUCGAUAUGUCAGAAUUCACCCACUCACAUGGAACCAAGACUGUGGCUUUAGAUAUGAAGUCCUUGGUAUACAAGAUUAGAAGAGAGGGAACGCUUAAAGGACAAGUCCACCCCCAACAAAAUGUUGAUCUUUUGCAUGUCACUGAGUUGUGCAUAUCACUGAUCUUUGAAAAAUAAGCUAACUUGGAAAAAAGUCACAACUUUAUUAUUUUACAUCCGAUUUUGAUGAAAGUUUCAGCGUUAUGCUUGUUUGUUUUUUCUCGUUUUAUUCAAAUAAAUGUUUUCCUGGGGUGGACUUAACCUUUAAAGGGUCACAUUUUAGUCUUAUCUUAUAGUGAAAAUCGCUACUUUUACAUCAUUCUCAUUUCCGGUAAUAGUUGAUUAUAAUUUUGAAAUGCAACUUAAAUACGGUUAAAUCUAUUACCAUUACCUACCUUUAAUUAUCAAAAAGUCAUUAAUUAAUGCAUUGAUUUGUUCAUUGAUUUAUUAUUUCAGUAAUUAAUAAACUGAUAAAAUAUCAUAAAGUCUUUAGAAAAUCAGUCAAACGUUAUCAUGACUUGUUAUAUUGUAUUUUUUACUGAUAGAAACUGGUGAGAAGAAUGAUUUAUAAUUUAAGAACAAAGUCCCUUUCUUUCUAAUCAGGUGAUAGGGCCUAUAAAAGAUAUAAUGGGAAACUUGAGGGCCAUUAUCAUUAGUCCCUGAUAAUUUUUUUUUAAAUCAAACGAAAACUUGCCCAAGAUUAUUAAGUGAUGGUGAAUUCUAGGAACAGUUUUUUUUUUAUAUAUUUUUUUGCCUAAAAUCAUACAUUGCCGAUUGUAAAUGUUUAAGCUAUGAAGGUAAGGGUCAUAUGGUAACCCAUAUUCAUAAGAUUUUCAAAGAUUCUUGAGAAAAUAACGUAAUAGAGAUAGGAUGAUUUCAUGUUACUCCGCAUGCUUAGCAAUUUGGAUUUCGAUAGGAUAGUUUUGCUCUACAAUUGUGGGCGCUUUCAACU